UCCUUCAAAACUUCACAAUAUUCCUGUGAUGGAUUCAAUGGCUAGAGCAACACCGCGUUCUUAUGAGGAUUUUAUUCCCUCCUCGCAUUGGAUUAGAGAAGAAGGAUCCGAUACGCUCGUAAUUGAGCUCCCGGGAUUCAAGAAGGAGCACCUAAAAGUCCAGCUCGACAACCACACCAAUCUCCGCACCAGCGGCCAGCGCCCUCUCACCGGAAACCAAUGGCUACGCUUCCGAGGGGAAUUCCAAAUACCCGACAAGUACAACACGGGCAAAGCCCGUGCCAAGUUCGAGAACGGACUCCUUACCGUUAACCUCCCAAAACUCAUCACUGAACCUGAAACAAUAACACAAGCUCCUGCGGGAUCUCAUGAGCGCGAUUCUGCAGAAGGAGAAAAUGGGCAGGGUGUAAGCGGAAAAGGUGAGGUCGGGAUUAAGGUGAAGAGGAGGUGGUUGUUUGUAAAUUGUGCAGUGGCUGCUUUGGUUAUUGUUGGGGUGGGGAGUUUCGUGGUUUAUAAUUUCAGGAAGAGGGGUUGGGAGCUGAUAGAGUACUUCGAUCAGUAUUAGGUUGUGAUUGGGAUUUGGGAGGGAGAGUGUGUAAUUUGAAGAUUGUUGUGGUCGUGUGUGCAUUUGUAAAUUAUGAGAAUAUUGCAUGAGUAAAAAUGGAAAGAAAUAA
Messenger RNA from Asparagus officinalis (garden asparagus), 674 nucleotides. Its product is annotated as inactive protein RESTRICTED TEV MOVEMENT 2-like. Lineage: Eukaryota; Viridiplantae; Streptophyta; Magnoliopsida; Asparagales; Asparagaceae. The record is from RefSeq and is a predicted model, not a curated record. Gene Ontology annotation, biological process: protein complex oligomerization; response to heat; response to salt stress. The transcript is spliced from 2 exons. Bases 29 to 565 code for a protein of 178 amino acids.